AUGUCUGACAUCAAAGUUGCUCCCCCUGUACCGCUGGUGGGAUCAUUGAGUAUCUCCAAGGCAACCAACUUUAUUUUCUCCUUUUUCCCUCUAGAAACAAAGGAGGAGCUAGAAGAAUUAAUGUCCGACAUCAAAAAGACGGCAAACAAAGUGCGCUCCAAGUUAAAGAGUAUUGAACAGAGCAUUGAACAAGAAGAAGGACUGAAUAGAUCAUCUGCUGACCUAAGGAUAAGAAAAACUCAGCAUUCAACAUUAUCACGCAAGUUCGUGGAGGUGAUGUCGGAGUACAAUGCCACGCAGUCUGACUAUAGAGAGCGCUGCAAAGGGAGGAUUCAAAGGCAACUGGAAAUCACUGGUAGGACUACGACCAGUGAGGAGCUGGAAGACAUGCUGGAGAGCGGAAAUCCAGCCAUUUUCUCCUCUGGGAUCAUCAUGGACUCGAACAUCACAAAGCAGGCACUCAAUGAGAUUGAGACGCGGCACAGUGAGAUCAUCAAGCUGGAGAACAGCAUCCGGGAGCUGCAUGACAUGUUCAUGGACAUGGCAAUGCUCGUGGAGAGCCAGGGUGAGAUGAUCGACCGCAUCGAGUAUAAUGUCGAGCACUCCGUGGACUAUGUGGAGAGGGCUGUGUCUGAUACCAAAAAAGCUGUUAAGUACCAGAGCAAAGCCCGACGGAAGAAGAUCAUGAUCAUCAUCUGCUGCGUGGUGCUGGGCAUUGUCAUCGCCUCCACCUUCGGCGGCAUUUUCGGAUAGAACUUCCCAAGCCCAGACUCUUUCUUUUCAAAGAGUCCAAGGAAGUGAGGCCGAACUGCCGGGCCCGGGCAGCCGCCCUGCAGGGAGCCGAGCCUCAGCGCCCCCAGGAGCCCUCCCAGCAGAAUUUCAGUUUCUAAUGCAUGAUCGUUUUGUAACUGUGUGUGUGGUGCGGUACGUCUGUGUGGAGAGGGGCUGCACCAGGCCAGAAGGGUGGGCAGUGCGGGGAGCCAGGGCCAGGGCAGGAGGAGACAACAAAGCAGGGACCUGAGAUGCCAGGGGUUGGGGGAACUGGGAUCCAGAGAGGGCAGAACACACUUGGCACUGCUUCUAACACAGGGAGCCAGAUGGCAUAGGCACAGGUGCAGGUUGCUUUGACCAGUCUUCUAACAUGCAGCCAGGCACGUGGUAGCUGAACCCACUGGCCAAGGGAGCACCCUGAGAACAAGGAGCAGGGCUAAUGUCAGUACAGGGCAAUGCUGGGUUCUCAGGGCAGGUGCUGGCUAACCAACACCACCCCCCCAGUCAAUUCUGGGCCCUCGCUGGCACAGCUAACAUCUGUGUCCCUAGCACCUGCCCUGUCAGGCCACUCAUAACUCAGCAGUUCUGCUGGCUCCUUUUCCUGGCCAGUUAUGGCAUCAUGCCCGUCUCCUUGGCAGAUGCUUCCUGCAGUGUCCCUCACACCUGGCAUCCCUUGACGCUUCUGUGACCACUUCCUGCAGUGCCCUGGCUUCUCUUCCUCUUCCCCAGCUGCCUUCCCCAGCGGCUGCUCCUGGCAUGUUCCCUCCACUCUGGCUCCUGCAGGGCUGGGUUCUCUGCCGCUGCCUGUGCUGGUCGGAAGUGUUUUCCUGUGAGGCUGGGCUGACAGGGCAGCAGUCCCUGUGCCCAUGGAGUGCACGUCCACAGGUAGGACCAGCACUGCUGCAUGGGAAGGAUCGGGGUAGACAGAACUGCAUUCCUCCCUGCUGUGCUCCUAGGUCAGCCAGGGCACAUACUUGCUCCUUGCCCUUUUGGCCUGAGAGGUGAGCUGUGCAGAGCUGACACUGCGCAGGGAGUCCAAAGGAGGAUUAAGCAGAGGCCUGAGCUUUGCCAUUGACUGGGCAGGGGAGGUGGUGUGGGAGCAGGGAUAGCUCUUGGCCUUGCUCCUGGCCUCCUCCAUUCCCAUGCCCGUGUUAGAAGAGCCCCAGGUCCCUUCACUGCACCUUGCACUUACUUGGGGAAUGCCCCAUGGUGCUGGAGGUUGCCUUGGCCAUUGCCUAACACUUCCGCCAGCUCUGGGCUGAUAUUCAUAGAAUCAUAGAAAAUUAGGGUUGGAAGGGACUUCAGGAGGUCAUCUCAUCCAA
Messenger RNA from Gavialis gangeticus (Gharial), 2093 nucleotides. It is a transcript of the gene STX1A, whose product is annotated as syntaxin 1A. Gene Ontology annotation, molecular function: SNAP receptor activity; SNARE binding. Lineage: Eukaryota; Metazoa; Chordata; Crocodylia; Gavialidae. The transcript has 8 exons. Gene Ontology annotation, biological process: synaptic vesicle fusion to presynaptic active zone membrane; intracellular protein transport; exocytosis. Gene Ontology annotation, cellular component: plasma membrane; presynaptic active zone membrane; endomembrane system. The record is from RefSeq and is a predicted model, not a curated record. Bases 1 to 753 code for a protein of 250 amino acids.